AUGUAUCCUUACCGUACCACAUCACUACCUCCACCUAGGAGGCGCCGGCGGCCAAGACUCUUCACCAAGGAUAUCGAAACCAUCCUUUACGCUAUGGGUGACGGUCCCAUCUCGCUAGAUUCUACCGUCAAGUGUCUAGAAGAUUGCCUUGUGGAGUUUCUCUCUGACUUGUCCCAUGAGUCACUUCAGUUUGCUAGAUCGCACGGUCGUUCGCGUGUUAAGAUAGACGACAUUCCUUUUGCUUUGCGUAACGAUCCUCAGAAGCUUGGAAGAAUGAAUUACAUUAGAGAGCAGCUUGCCAAAAUUGAAAAAGCGAAGAAGAUGUACGACACCAACAACGUCAACGAGAAGGAGCUUUUUGCGGACGACGACGAUGAGGAGGAUGAACCAAAGGAAAAGAAAACCAAGAAGGAGAAGAAAAGCCGCAAGAAGAAAAACACAGCCAAUGUGCUGUUUAACGACUCUAACGAAAGCGAGUAA
Messenger RNA from Sungouiella intermedia, 480 nucleotides. Lineage: Eukaryota; Fungi; Ascomycota; Pichiomycetes; Serinales; Metschnikowiaceae. The record is from the annotation of a GenBank genome assembly.